AACACAACUAGGUUUUUUUACUUUGAAAAACUACAAUUUGGGAUUUUGUUUUUAUUCAAUUUCUUAAGAGCAUUAGGUGCGGUUAGUUAAUUGGAACGGAAAACUAUUUUACGGCUACAAAAUGACCAAGACUAGAGUGUACGUUGUUGGAGUUGGCAUGACAAAGUUCGAGAAACCUGGUCGUCGUGCCGAUGUUUGUUAUCCGGACUUUGCCAAGGAGGCCGUCACCAAGGCCUUGCAAGAUGCCAAAUUGAAAUACACCGAUGUGCAACAGGCUGUUGUGGGCUACGUCUAUGGUGAUUCCACCUGUGGCCAAAGGGCGGUCUACGAAGUGGGCAUGACUGGUAUUCCCGUUUACAAUGUGAACAACAACUGCUCCACAGGAUCGAGCGCUUUGUACUUGGCCAAACAGAUUAUCGAAUCGGGUAAUUCAGAUUGUGUGCUGGCUUUGGGAUUUGAGAAGAUGGAACGUGGUUCCCUCUCAUCGAAGUACUUUGACCGUGCCAAUCCCAUGGAGCGUCACAUCACUGAGAUGGCUGAACUGACUGAAAUUGGACCUGGACCCAUGGCUGCUCAGAUCUUUGGCAAUGCCGGCAAGGAGCACAUGAAGAAAUAUGGCACCAAACCCGAGCACUUCGGCAAAAUUGCAUGGAAGAAUCACAAACACUCUGUGAAUAAUCCUUAUUCGCAGUUCCGUGACGAAUACACGCUGGAGCAGAUUAUGAAGUCACCUCAGGUGGUGGAGGGGGUUCUGACCAAACUGCAGUGUUGCCCCACCUCCGAUGGUUCCGGCGCUGCCAUUUUGGCCUCCGAGCAAUUCGUUCGUCGUCAUAGCUUGGAACGUCAGGCUGUGGAAAUUGUUGGCAUGGAGAUGGCCACCGAUCCAGAGUCCACGUUUGCUGACAAGAGUCUGAUGAAGAUUGCCGGUUAUGACAUGACUCGUCUGGCCACAGAGCGUCUGUUCGCCAAGAGCGGAUACAAGCCGCAGGAUGUGCAGGUUGUGGAGCUCCAUGACUGUUUCUCGGCCAACGAAUUGGUCACCUAUGAGGCUCUGGGUCUCUGUGCCGAGGGCAAGGCCGGCGAGUUCAUCGAUCGUGGAGAUAAUACUUAUGGCGGCAAGUUCGUGGUGAAUCCCAGUGGAGGUUUGAUCUCCAAGGGGCAUCCUCUGGGUGCCACUGGCUUGGCUCAGUGUGCAGAGUUGUGUUGGCAAUUGCGUGGCCAGGCCGAGAAACGUCAAGUGCCCAAUGUCCAAUUGGCUCUGCAGCACAAUCUUGGUCUGGGUGGAGCUGUUAUUGUGGGUCUCUAUCGACUGGGUUUCCCGGCUUCGAAUAAUGUGGUGCACAACUUAACCGCUGCCUCAAAGGCCGCCACCAGUGAGGAGGGAUUCAAAGUGGCGCCUCUACUCAAACUACUGGAGCAGGCCAUGCAGGAGGACAAGGACAAUCUGAUCGAGAAAGUGCGCGCCAUUUACGGUUUCAAAGUGAACAAUGGACCAAGUGGCCAAAGCGGUUUUUGGGUCAUCGAUGCCAAGCAGGGCAAGGGCAAGAUCACCUUCAAUGGCACACAAAAGUGCGAUGUGACCUUCAUCAUCAGCGAUGACGAUGUGUUCGAGCUACUCACGGGCAAACUGCCACCCCAGAAGGCCUUCUUCCAGGGUAAAAUCAAGAUCCAAGGCAACAUGGGCUUCGCCAUGAAGCUAAUGGACUUGCAGCGUUCCGCCCAGGGAAGGAUUGAGGAGCUGCGCUCCAAGUUGUAAGCAUGGGAAUCGUUGACUCGUGCAUGUGCAUUCCUUACAAUAUCUUUUGCAAUAUCUGACGGGCUUUGGAUCUGUUUUUUUAUAUACUCUUUAAUAUUCUACGAUUUUGUAUUAUUUCUAGUGAUAAAAAUGUACUUGUUUAAACACAAAAUUUAUCUUUUUAAUGCGAUAUUAAAUAAAUAUCAAUUUUUGUAUGUUUAUGUUCAAUUUU
Molecule: messenger RNA, 1967 nt
Organism: Drosophila willistoni
Lineage: Eukaryota; Metazoa; Arthropoda; Insecta; Diptera; Drosophilidae
Gene: ScpX
Product: sterol carrier protein 2
Exons: 5
Coding region: 122-1756 (544 amino acids)
Molecular function (GO): acyltransferase activity, transferring groups other than amino-acyl groups
Source: RefSeq, a predicted model, not a curated record